Messenger RNA from Argiope bruennichi, 1630 nucleotides. RefSeq names its product cyclin-dependent kinase 11B-like. The transcript is spliced from 12 exons. Lineage: Eukaryota; Metazoa; Arthropoda; Arachnida; Araneae; Araneidae. Gene Ontology annotation, cellular component: nucleus. Gene Ontology annotation, biological process: protein phosphorylation; regulation of mitotic cell cycle. Bases 424 to 1545 code for a protein of 373 amino acids. Gene Ontology annotation, molecular function: ATP binding; cyclin-dependent protein serine/threonine kinase activity. The record is from RefSeq and is a predicted model, not a curated record.
ACGUAGCGGGAUACUUUCGCGAGCUGGGAUUGGUCAAUAAAAAAAGUGAAUUUUGAUACACAUUCCUGAGGACAUAUUGCACAUUCCUCCUCUUUUCCUCGUGCUCCGACUGCAGAUCUUGUGCGCAAUCAGCCAGGAUAGCAUUGGAAGGAAAAUGGUUCUAACAAAGAGAGAAGUUAUAGUUAAAAAACAAAAAAGGAGAAUUGGAGAAUCUGUUUAUGAUUUCUGUUCUUCUGAUGAAGCUGUGCUUUCUUCUAAAAAGUUCCCAAAUUAUUGGAAAAAAUUGAAGAUUGAUCUUUUCUUCAAAAUAUGAAAGCGAUGUCAGUGUGUACACCUGUUCAAGAAAAUUCAGCCACAUGAUCCAUCACUCAUAAAGGAUCUCUAAAGGCACAGUUCAUUCUUUUCUUUGAAAAUUGCAAACGAAUGAAAAAGGAAGCACAGACAGUUAAUUCUCCUAGUCCUUUAAAGGAUAUUGUUAAUGUUAAUCCCUAUCGGCCAGCAAUUCAUGGCUGUCGAAGUAUAGAAUCAUUUCAAAGCCUCAAAAAGAUUGAAGAAGGAGCUUAUGGAGUUGUUUAUCAAGCAAAGGAUAAAAGAACUGAUGAAAUUGUUGCAUUAAAACGCUUAAAAAUUGAAAAAGAAAAUAAUGGAUUUCCAAUUACAGCUUUGAGAGAAAUUAAGUUAUUGCAGAAAGUUCAGCAUCCAAAUGUUGUGGCAGUUAAAGAAGUAGUUUUUGGAACCGAUAUGAAUAAUAUAUAUAUUGUUAUGGACUUCAUUGAAUAUGAUUUAAAAAGUGUAAUGAGAAAUAUGGAGCAGCCUUUUUCAAUAGGUGAGGUAAAAACAUUGAUGCUUCAAUUGUUAAGUGCUGUUGCACAUCUCCAUAGUAACUGGAUAAUUCAUAGAGAUCUGAAACUUUCUAAUUUACUGUUGAGCCAAAAUGGUGUUUUAAAGAUUGCUGAUUUUGGUUUAGCUCGAGAGUAUGGGGAUCCCUUAAAACCGUAUACUCCCGUUGUUGUAACUCUUUGGUACAGAGCACCUGAAUUAUUGCUUGAAUCUGGUGAAAAGCUAUAUUCUACACCAAUUGACAUAUGGUCAGUAGGUUGUAUAUUUGGAGAAUUAAUUAUGAAGAGACCACUUUUCCCUGGAGAAUCUGAAACUGAUCAGCUGAAGAAAAUCAUUAAAAAACUCGGACCACUUGAUAAAGAUUGCAGCAGCAAAUUACCAUCCAUUAAAAAAUCAGAAUCCUUUAGUCAUCCACUAAGCAGUUUAAAAAACAGUUUUGGUCAUAAUUUUACAGACUUGGGCUUUGAUCUAAUGCAAAGAUUUUUUAUCUAUGACCCUUCAAGUAGAAUAACAGCUGAUGAUGCUUUAAACCAUGAUUUCUUCAACGAGGAGCCCUCGCCUGUUUCAGUUAAUAUGCUUGCCAUGUGGCUUCCAAAAGAGAUUCAGAGUUCCGCGGUUCAUUUAUAUGGCAAGCAACAUGUCAGACAAAAGAAAGAAACAAAGAAAGAAUUGAAGGUUUCUGCUGGCUUUACGCUAAAAUUUUAAAUAAUUGGAGUGAUUGAUCAAUAAUGAAAACUUGAUGUAUAAAUGUAAUUUUUUGUAAAUAAAUUUAUUAUUUUUUUGUCUUUUA